This is a messenger RNA of Rhizophagus irregularis DAOM 181602=DAOM 197198, 438 nucleotides long. The record is from RefSeq and is a predicted model, not a curated record. Lineage: Eukaryota; Fungi; Glomeromycota; Glomeromycetes; Glomerales; Glomeraceae.
AAUGUUCUUAGAAUUCAUAACUCGGAAAAAAUUUUUUCUUUAAUUAAAUAAAUUUUCUAUUAUAACUUUAAUCGAUAAAAUGACUUCGGUAAAAGAAUGGAUUGAAGAAAAGAUAAAGAAUAAGUAUAUUCGUUAUUUUAAAUAUGAUGAAUUUAGUCAGGUUGUCGAAAUUGGUAGAGGAGGUUUCGGUGUAGUGAGUAAAGCAAAUUUGGCUAAUAUAGGAUUGGUCGCAUUGAAAAUUAUAAUAAGUAAAAAUUCAAAUGAACUUAAUGAAUCUAAUGAUGAUUUUGUCAAAGAGGUGGAAAUCGCAAUUAUUUUAUAGAGUAUAUUAGCUUGGUAUGUGCAUAUAAAUAAUCAAUUUUACUAUAUCAUUUUUUUUUUUUUAGUUAAAACUCCUUCGCGAGAUUGAAGAUCAUCCAAAAAUCAAUCGUUUUCUGG